This is a messenger RNA of Moesziomyces aphidis, 3408 nucleotides long. Lineage: Eukaryota; Fungi; Basidiomycota; Ustilaginomycetes; Ustilaginales; Ustilaginaceae. The record is from the annotation of a GenBank genome assembly.
AUGGUGGAUGCAUCCAUGCUCGCGUCGCUGCUGGCGGUGCUCGUGGGCACAGUGAUCCUGGGCACCGCAACUUUUUCACUCCGGCGCCGAACCCAGUGCCGCUCAAAUGGACGCGACCCACAGCUAUACGUCCACCUUCUUGACACAGCACUGCUGCUCGCACUCCUGCCCCUACUCAUCCACGACGCUUUAUCGCCGGGCUCAAAGUCGAUCGUGCAAACCGCGUUCGCAGGUACACCGAGCACGUUCUUCGCCACUAUCGCUCUACUGCUGCGUCCGGCACUCGUGGCGGUACUCGCAGCAAAUGUGGUGCUGAGCAGAAGGAUGCGCAGAUCGCAGGCGAUUCCGCUUGCAGCCGCGGCGGCGGUGGGCAUCGUAGGUGCGGCGACGAUUACGAGUGUGCAGUGCGAGUUCUCGCACCCCGCAGGAGCGAGAGUGGGUUGUGCACGUGUCCCCGCGGUCAAAGGCAUGGCCAUAGCCAUACAGCUGCUCUUCACCCUCGCGGCAGCAACCUUGAUCGUUCACACGAGCACGAAAAUCAGCGCAAGGUCAGUGACGCAAACCCCGAUUCCAACUGUCUCGCUUCCUCCCGAAACGCGUGUUCAGAUUCAAGCAUUCGCAGGCGGAGCGAAAGAGACAGAGACGAGCGGCGUGGAUUUGGAGUACGGUGGACGCAUCGUCAGCGGGAUCCUUGACGAUGGAGGGCAGGAGGUGGGAACGGCACCUACGUCGGGAUAUGGAUCGGCCAUCGCGAGCUCCGCCAACCCGUACCGCUCCACGCUCUCGUUUGCGCGUGCGGAAGGAUCGGAUCUAAGCCAGCCAACUUCAUACACGCAUGUCGCGCAAAAGCACACAAACCGAUGGUCGGAUUUCGCCCCGCCAUCGGCACGACGCAAGGCGGCUCGAGCUGCAGCCAAUCCGGCGAUGGGCGCUGUGCGAAUGCGAGUCGAGUCGCAUCGAAUGCUUCUGCCGGGCUCGCUCUGCACACUGGUGCUGCCGGUCGCACUGAGCAGCACUGCCCUGCUGAUCAACCCAUCAGCCGCGCAGACGUACCUUAUCGUUGUCGGCUUUUGCACUCCCGCCGUGAUGAUCAUCAUCAAGAGCGCCCGUGACUGGCUCCACCCCCGCACUCGGGAAGCGGAAAUCGAGGCGGAAGAGGCCACAUUGGAAGCGGACAGUAACUCGACGCACGGCUCGGACUCGGUAGUGGUGGUGGCAGCUGCAUCGCGCGUGCGUCAUUUGCGCUCCUACUCGUACCCGCUCCAGGCGGGAAACGGCUACACGGCUACACAUCGCGGCAGUCUGACGUCGGCGAAAAGCGUGCCGUACCUACGCCAUCACUGGGCAGCGGGCAAGGUGAGCGGCGAUAGGGUGGCGCCGAGAAGCAGCUGGAUGCGUGCACUCAAUCUGCUCGUCAACCCCAAGCCCAGGCGGGAAGUCCUGCCUGCCCGGCAUAGCGUCUCGGAACAGCCAAGAAAGGAGGAAAGGAGGGUGGGGGGAUCUUCGGCGACGUUUGCGGUUGGACAAGGAUUACUGCAAGCGCAAGAGACGACGGUGGACAGUGAGCAUACGUGCAUCUCGGAUCGACGAGCCGAGUCGGUGACCACGCUCGAAGCAGUUGCGGGCGAGGAGACUGCGUACGACCACGAAGCACUGCCGCAGGAGGCGGAAGCGCUAGACGACUCGCCCGGGAGCGCCAGGCGAUGGAGGGAGCAGCUGGACGAGCACAGCGAUUUAAGGUCGCCCACCAAGCGUGUACACGAGCCCGCCGAAACACCGACAAGGAGCUUCUCGAACGAAGAGUCGCAGGUCCUGGGCAGUGGUGCAGCAAGGCUGUUCAACGAGAUCAUGGAGCUGGUUCGCGGUACCGACGCUUCGGAACCACGUUCAGUCGGUGCAGGGCUGAAAAGGACACCCCCGCGAGGAUAUGCUGCGCUCCAAGAUGCAAGUAGGGGCACCGUCAUCGUGCACCCGGAGUCGAGCUACUUCUCUACCAAUGCCUCCCACCUCGAAGGGGAUGAGUGUAGAGGACAUCGACGGACAGGAUCGGCAUCGAGCGGCUUUUCGCUCAGCAGCAUUUCGACUCGGCUGCGCGCAAUGGGAGGCAGAGAUGCCGACUCGCCAGCGGUCAAGAAGAUGCGCAGCCGCACGUUUGCUUCCGCGUUUGGGAUCGAGCUCGGCACACUGGUUCGCAGCGCAUCGUGGGGAAGAAGGGUGGGGGUGGAGAGUUCUCCGUCGACAAGUGCGGGGACGUGUCAGUCGUCGCUGCUCGAUGUGGGCUGUUCGCCUUCGCCGGCAGCUCCGCAACAUCGAAGGAUGGGAUCGCAGGAAGAUUCACUCAUCGACGGCGACGAUGCCGUCGAGGUGCUGGACGACGUCGACAUCGAGGAACGUGCAUCCAGCUCCGCGGUGAGCGAAUGGACGCGCGAUAUGACGGGGGAUCUCUCCGACGUAAGCCUGCCUCUGUGCGAUCUGGAAGAGGAGGGGGUGUCAGAGGCCGAGAUCGUCGAGAGCUACAAGAUGGUGAGGCUCGCAGCCGCGCCGUUUUUGGAUACGGUCGAGGAGGAGAGCGAGGCUGAAUGCGAGCUCGCGUCAAGCGCGGGGCAAAUGGAUCAGGGAGAGUGGCAGAGGCUAUUGUUGGCGCAGCACGAGGCGAUGUUCCCGCACAAGACGCUGUCGCAGAUCGACGAGGUCACCGAGGCGGCUACCUCGCCUGCGUGCAGCGAGGCUGCGAGUGCUAGAGCAAGCAGGAACGAGGCGGGAGGCUUGGGAGAGAUGCACACGCCGAGUACAGGUAGAAACACGGUGUAUCUCGGUCUGCGCAUGUCCAGGACAGUACACACGCCGACGGACAGCUCGCACGCCGAGCUGGACGAAGAGGGCGAGGGUAGCAUGCCGGCGCCGGGUAUGCUGCCGUUUGUCACGCCGCGCAGCCGGAUGCGGUGCCGAGUCGCAGAGUCGCGAGCGCCACACCCCGAGCCCACUGACGAUACUGUCGACAUCGAGCCGUCUCCACGCUGCCAGAACGUGCGGCUGGAAGAGCUGGGCAUGCACGAGGGCAUCUGGCAGCGCUCUCCGGUCAAGCUCGAGCUCUCUGCACCUGCCGCCGAGAGCAACCCGGCUGCUAGCGAAGACAACGCACGAGGGGGAGCACGACUACGACGCAGCAUGACACUCAAGUGGGGCGGGGCUCGCGACCGGCACGGCUCGCCCAAGCGCGAGGUGCGCAAUCGACUGGCGAGGCAGGGGGAGCACGAGGCGGAAAAGCGGCUGCUGCACAAACCGCUCAAGAAGCCACGCAAGAGCCGGCUCAAGGGCGUAGCCGUGAUGAUUGCUCGGCAUCGAUUUACCGUGGUGGACGAAGACGAUUCGCUCGUUGAGCAGAGAGCUGAAGCCGAGCAUGACUAG